This is a messenger RNA of Penaeus vannamei (Pacific white shrimp), 3157 nucleotides long. NCBI's taxonomy places the organism in Eukaryota, Metazoa, Arthropoda, Malacostraca, Decapoda, Penaeidae. The record is from RefSeq and is a predicted model, not a curated record.
CCCCGCGAGAUCCCCGCCAGCUUCCCCGAGGUGACGAUGGCGAUGACAGGUUUGGAUCUGAGCAUCUUCGACCUCGACUUCCCAACUCCAGACCAAAUCAAGCGCAACUACUUCGAAUUCCUGGACGUGCAGCAGUACAGCGACGAUGGGGAAGGAGCCUCCAUGAGCAACUUCGAAGACUCUGACAGCUCGCUCUUCGGGGCUUCUCUGCAGAACUACCGAGAGUAUGUUGGCACGCCGCCCCACGCUCAGGAAGUGUCUGCCGUGCCCUCUUUUCUGGGGAUGACCUCGGCUUCAGGCCUUGCUCCCAAACCCGAAAUAAGCUUCGCGCUCGAACCUAUUCAGAAAUAUAGAUUCAGAUACCUUUCCGAAGAGGGUUCUCACGGUCAUCUCACAGCAUCGAACUCUACAGCGAAUCGACACAGCGCUCCUACUAUAGAGGUAACAGAAGGCCGGGGAGCGCAGCGAGGGCGAAGGACACUAAACGAUUUGAAAGAAGAGAUGAAAUUCGUCAAAUUAGCGCAGGAUAGACCACUUGUCGAGCUACGUGGACUCGGCAUCAUUAAACUGACCAAAGAUGACCUGCAGGAGUCGGGGAAGACGUUGGAAGAGGCGCAGCGAAUCCACCGGGAGUUUAACCGCCUCGACACCUGCCUGGGCGUCGAGGCCUACGUCAAUGAGAGGAAGGUCGCCGGACCCGUUUUCUCCACCAAGAUCACCAACCUGAGAUGUGCCUCUCAGCUGAAGAUCAUGAGGCGCUCUAUCCUUACGACGUCAGCUGGGGGAGGUCAGGAAAUGUGGUUGCUCACAGACAAGGUCAGAAAAGGAGACAUCGAGGUCCGGAUCAGCGACGGCGAAGGUUGGGAUGACAUUUGCACAGGUCUCGAAAUCUUCCAUCAGUUUAUCAUUAUCUGCAGGACCCCGGCAUAUCCCGGCAGGCUGGAGGCGUCGGGUCGCACGAUGCAUCUCUACCUGUAUCGGAAGUCGGAUCAGGAGUCCAGCGAUUCCUACGACAUCAAAUACGUGCCAGACAGGGUCGCCGGCGAGACGUUUGACGCGAGGAAAAGGAGGAAAACCGUGGAUCUAGACCUGCUGCCGCCACAGCUGGAGCAGAUGCGAGCGCUUCAUCAGAACGGCGUGGCGGGCGAGACGCUGCCUCUGCUCGUCCCCCAAGAACUCGCUCAGGCAACGCGCCAGGAGGACAGGGCGUUAGGGCGUCCGUCUCGACCACGUCCGUCUUCCUCUCGGGCGGUUGCGUCUCAGCCACACAGCCUGACAACUUUGCAGGCGUCUCACUCGACCCCCGUCGCGCCAAGUUACUUCCUAGACGUCAACUGGGCAUCGACGCAGCCAAACUUGCAGCUGCCCAGUUGCAACGGCGUACCAUCGGCCAUGCAACCGCCCUUGCACUUACCCUACGCCCCACAGGAACCCAUACCUUUCCAAUCGCCCCCUGGGACACGCCACGUCGCCGAGCAGUCGCCGAUGCCCUACGCCAGAAGCCCCCAGCCGAUGACGACCUGCGCAGGCCACCUUGAAGUCCAGGCCGGCGCCCUCUACAACGGGGCACCAACUCGCCAGGAAAACCGACUGCCACACGACCUGAAUGGCACGCCUGCACCUCCAGAUACCCACCACCUGCUCCCGGAGGCCUUUGCGUCGCCUGCGUCAUCUUUCCACCUGGGGCACGAGAGACUACAGGAGCCGAUCGCACCCGGGGAGAUCUCGACCAUGUCCCUGCAGUCUUUCUUCGAUUUCGAUUCAGACUUCGAGCUGGAAACGCCUUGUCCUCCGGGUCGAGUGGGUACAUCUCCCUCGUGGUCUUUGGUGACCGACUCCGUUGGUCGAGUGGGUACAUCUCCCUCGUGGUCUUUGGUGACCGACUCCGUUGGACCUUCUUAUGAUCGCAAGAAUAAGAAACCGAUAAGAAAAGAUAAAUACGACUGGGAAGAAGAAGAGGGUGGAGAGGAGGAGAAGAACAGACAAACGUGGGGAGAAGAGAAAGACGAUAAAAUCAAGAGCGAGGGAACGAGAGUGAAAAUGCGGGAACAGACGACAAACCGGGGAGAGAGUAGGAAAUGCAAGAAUAGGACGCCUUGGGAAUUAGUUGACGUGAAUACAAGAGACAGAUACGGAGACAGUCUGCUCCACUACGCCGUCCGGAAAGGCGAUGCCAUGGCCGUGCUGUGGCUCAUUUCCCAGGGGGCCGACGUCAACCAGCAGGCACAGCUGAGCGGCGACACCCCCCUCCACCUCGCCGUGAAGUAUGACAUGCGUGUGGUGCUCCAAGUGCUUCUAGAUUUGGAAAACCUUGACCUGCACGUAAAGAAUGACGCAGGCCAGACCUUUCUUGACGUCCUGCAGCCUGACUCCUCUGUGUCGGAGUGUGUGCUGAAGCAUGCCAGAACACGCGAAAUGAGUCAGGAAGUUUGUUUUUCUGACGCAUCCCUCGAGGCCACGGCUGUCUCGGUUGGGCAUCUCCAACAGCAGCCCGAUAGCAUCAGCCCCACCAAAUCCACCUCCGAGGCGGACGCGGCAGAAGGACCGACAGACGAAGCGAGAGGCGACGAGAAGGACGGAAAGGCGAAGACGGAGAGGGACGCGAAGGAGUCGAGGGAGAGGCGGACAGACGCGCCACAGAUCAGUCUCUGGUACUACAUGUUCCUCCCGCUUUUCCUCGCUUACUGCUAUUCCGUGGUGUCGUAUUGGUCCAAGGGGGACUUGUGAUGACGGCUUGUGGUGAUGACGAAGGUUGGCGGUGGGGAAUGUUGUAUCGGUGGUUGAGGGGGUGAGGCAGUCACGCCCGAAGUUCAGAUGAUAAUGACUGUGAUACUUAUUUGUUGAUACUAACUGUAAAGAUUCACACGUUGCUAUGUCGUCGGUGUUAUUAGUGAUGGUGAGAAUAAUAGGAUCGGAUGCAAUAUGGUUUAGAUUUCUGUUAUUUUUAAAGAGAUAUAGGCGACCCACAAUAAAUCUAGAGCAAUAAUGUAUAUAUAUAUAUAUAUAAUAAGAUUUUACUUGACUGAACCAUGAAUGUUUAACAAUGGGUGAUAUGACUUUUACGAAAGUGGUUGCGAUGUGCUUCAUAAAUGUAAUGACUUGUGAUGUCCAGAGUUUGCUUAGAAUGAAGUGAAUAUAUUAAAACAGUUUUCCUAGA